AUGACAGAAAUCACACAAAAGACUGUUUCAAACAAAAGCGAGUCGAUUGCUGAGGUGGUGCCUGCUGAUGUUGCCAUGAAAGAAGAGACAUCCAUUGAACAAUUGGAGAAUCUAUCCUACAAGGAAGACAAUAGGCUCAACAAGAGACUUGUCAAAUCCAACAUUGGUAACGCAAAACUAGGUGGUCUCGAAGAAGAUUUGCACAUGUCAAAAUCAGAAUACCAAUGGUCUCUGUCCAUCUUUUACUUCUCCUAUGUUAUCUUUGAUCUCCCCUCCAACAUUAUCAUGAGACGCUGGCGUCCAUCACAUUGGCUUGGUAUUCUGAUGUUCUGUUGGGGCGCUGUAGCAACUGCCAUGGCUGCAAGUACAAGCUUUGCAGGUCUUGCCAUCUGUCGAUUUCUGUUAGGUUUAUUCGAAGCUGGCUUCUUCCCUGGUGUCAUUUAUUUCAUGUCUCUCUGGUAUACUCGCAAAGAAUAUGGUCGUCGCAUUGGUUUCUUUUGGUCUUUUUCUAGUUUGGCAGGCGCAUUUGGUGGUUUGAUUGCUUUUGGUAUCAGUCAAAUCAAGAACGAUGCCUUGGCUACAUGGCAAUGGCUUUUCAUUAUCGAAGGUGUUCCCUCCAUUUUGCUGGCAGUCGUGUCUGCUUGGUACCUCCCCAAUAAGCCAGAAACAGCUAGAUUUUUGACUGAGGAAGAAAGAGAACAUGCCGUCAACAGAUUAGCAAAUGAUGCUGGCGCUUCUAAUGAUCACUCUUGGUCAUGGGCUCAAGUUGUUUCCGUGUUUACAGAUUGGAAAACGUAUAUCUACAUGUGCAUCUACAUCUUGGGCACAGUUGCCUUACAAGGCGUUACUCUCUUCCUGCCUUCCAUUGUAGCGAAUAUGGGUACAUGGUCUAAACCUGUAGCUCAAGCAUUGACAGUACCACCCUACUUUUUGGCAUUCUUGGCAACGGUGGCCAUCAGUUGGAGUUCAGAUAAAUACUUUGAAAGAGCUUAUCACAUGGUUGGAUUAAACUCGAUUGCUCUACUUGGGUUCUUGCUGUUGAUGUUCCUCUCUUCAGAUAAUGUAGCUGGAAACUACAUUGCAGCUUGUUUAGUCACCAUUUCAGUCUAUGGAAACGUUGCUGUCAAGGUAGCAUGGUUCAAUAACAAUUACGGUGGCCUCACUCGUCGUGCUGUUGCAUCAGCUGCUAUUGUUAGUUUUGGUACAAUUGGUGGUGCCAUUGGUGGACAAAUUUACUAUGACCCCCCUCAUUAUUUUGCGGGUAAUACCAUUGCAUUCAGUUGUAUGGCUGGCCAAACCGUCCUGGUGAUUCUUUUACGUAUCUUGCUCGCUCGUGAAAACAAGAGAAGAAGCAGACUUUCAGAAGAACAAAGAGAGCUUGAGAUUCAUAAGUAUGGUGGUAUGGAUCUUGUAGGCGAUCGUCAUUACAGUUUCAAAUAUGUCUUGUAA
Messenger RNA from Mucor velutinosus, 1449 nucleotides. RefSeq lists its product as uncharacterized. Gene Ontology annotation, molecular function: transmembrane transporter activity. Lineage: Eukaryota; Fungi; Mucoromycota; Mucoromycetes; Mucorales; Mucoraceae. Gene Ontology annotation, biological process: transmembrane transport. Gene Ontology annotation, cellular component: membrane. The transcript has 8 exons. The record is from RefSeq and is a predicted model, not a curated record. Bases 1 to 1449 code for a protein of 482 amino acids.